AUGCCUUUACCGAAACGGGUGAUAGAGCCCGUUUACGUCACUAGGGGUACAUUACCGGAAGACUAUCCCUUACCGUCGGAGCUCGAAGCUGUCACGAACGGAACUCUAGCCAACACUGUUAGACAACUUUCUUCAUUAUCUAGGCACGCUGAAGAUUUAUUUGGCGAAUUAGCAAGAGAUGCCCAACAGCUCUACGAUAGGUCAAAUUCUUUGCAAGCUAGAAUCGAUAGGUUAGCCAUAAAAGUAACACAAUUAGAUAGCACCGUGGAAGAGGUGUCGCUUCAAGACAUUCACAUGAGGAAAGCCUUUAAGAGCAGUGUGGUAUUCGACCAACAGAUAUUUUCUCGAGAUACGAUGCCCACAGCCAUGUUAGAAACGUACAACGUAUGCGAUAAGCCUCCACCACUAGACAAAUUAAAUUGUUACCGAGACGAUGGCAAAGACGGCCUCAAAUUCUACACGGAUCCUAAUUACUUCUUCGAAUUGUGGAGACAAGAGAUGUUAAACGAUACAGAAAGGGUGAUGCACGACAGGGGGAAGAAGCCUCACAGACCCCGCACCCAGGAUGGCGGACAAGGAAAUAGACAUAAGAGGAGAGUCAGGCAGCCGCAUAAUACUCGAGAGAGGCAGAAGCAGAUAGCUAGAGAUCACGGAGAGUAUAUUAUGCCGCAAAAUACCAUAUAUAGGACACCUCAACAACUGCAACAACCUCAACAGCAGAUGCCGCCUGAAGAAAUGAUGGUUCCCCAACAGCAAAUGCAACAGCGGCCACCCAGACCCAAUUCUAUCGAAAUUCGCCGCUCUUACCAACAAGAAGUUCCAGACGGUAUCAUGUCACCAGCUUAUCCUCCUUACGAAGAAAAUCCUUACCAACACGGCCUCUAUGGGCAAGGCCCAUUGAGCUCGGAAUCUUUGUAUGCGGGUGGAACGCCUACGAGAGGUGGGAAAAUACGACCCUCUCAACCACCACCUGCGCCUCCUAGCAAUAAUAGCACACCUUCCGCUAGUACACCAACGAGAGGGAGGAGUAUGUCGACAGGAAGGGACAAUUUACCUCCACCGCCGCCACCUCCAGAAGCGACUAUGUCUCCACCCCCACCAAACGGCAUUCCAGCACACAUCGUCAGGCAGUCCAGUCAGUCACGGUCAAAUAGUCCACAUUCACACCAAGCUACACCAGAACCUGCUCAAGAUUUACCUCCACCACCGCCAGCUCCUGUUAAACAGGCUUCUCCACCAAAACAACAAACGCCCGUUGCACCGCCUCCGCCUCCUCCCCCACCAAUGCCGAUGCCGAUGGUAGUGAACGGUCCGACAUCCACUCCACCGAUGUUAAAUGGAGAUUUAGCCAAAAUUCUGAAUUCCGCGCCACCAAAAUUGACACCUGUCAAAGAUCGACCGAUGAAUAAGCCACCGAUGGUCGACCCUAGGAAUGAUCUUCUGAAAGCCAUUAGAGAUGGAAUUAAAUUGAGGAAAGUAGAAAAGAUCGAACAAAAAGAAGUCGAAAGGGGCAACGGUUUACACGACGUCGCCAGCAUCUUAGCCAGGCGAGUAGCGGUGGAAUUCAGCGAUUCUGAAUCUGGUAGCGACUCGGAAUGCGACAGCGAGGGAUGGGGCGAGAAUGAGACGUCAGCGUGA
Messenger RNA from Diabrotica balteata, 1638 nucleotides. Lineage: Eukaryota; Metazoa; Arthropoda; Insecta; Coleoptera; Chrysomelidae. The record is from the annotation of a GenBank genome assembly.